Hylaeus anthracinus is the source of this 4742-nucleotide messenger RNA. RefSeq names its product arginine/serine-rich coiled-coil protein 2-like. Gene Ontology annotation, biological process: nucleosome assembly. The transcript is spliced from 2 exons. NCBI's taxonomy places the organism in Eukaryota, Metazoa, Arthropoda, Insecta, Hymenoptera, Colletidae. Bases 2870 to 3682 code for a protein of 270 amino acids. Gene Ontology annotation, cellular component: nucleosome. Gene Ontology annotation, molecular function: DNA binding. The record is from RefSeq and is a predicted model, not a curated record.
ACGGAAAUAGAUAGCUCUUUUUAUUUGAAUAUUAUACAACAGUCAAUUUUCGUUUCAAUAUGGCGCUUCGUUUAAAAUGGGAAUUGUUAAAUGUCUCGUGAGGGUACGAAGCUAUUAAAAAGAUGUUUUUUUUUUAUAUUAAAGUUAUAGGAGGAAACUGUAUGGAGUAAAUAAUUUGAUUAUAAAAAGGGAGAUUUGGAGAACGUUAAUGUUUUAUUUAUAUAAUAAAAUAACAUUUGUUUAGACCUAUAUUAACGUAAAUCGUUGAAUUGUAAUACAGGAUUUCAUAGCGCACUGAACUUUGAAUAAUGGGAAAUUUGACUGUAAUUUAUUAGAAACAAAUGAAUUUUAAUGUAACAUUUUACAAUAGAACUGGUCUGUAAAUUUCAGAAAGUUUUGAUCGCGCUGUAAUCGAGUACAAGUGGAAAAAAAACUCACUAAUCGAUUGGUCGUAUCGUCACGAAGAUAUAAUGAACACGAUAACAAUUCUGGUAUUUUAAUAUGAUUCUUUUCGUUCUGAUAUAAUGACGUUGAAAGAAGAAAACAAAUGAUUAAAACAUGAGGAUGCACGAUAAAAAUAGUCUGGGUUAGGUCUGGGUUAGGUUACGGUACAAUCAUUCAAUGAUUAUUUCCAAUCUAAUGGUAUCGUAGCAUUUGUUCGUUAAUUUGUUUACGUCGUCGACCAUCGAAUAUUUAUGAACUGGAAGUUCUAGUUGUUCGGAGUAACUCCAAUCGUUACUUUUUUUUUUUUUGUAGAACACAGUGUUUCGUAAUUUCACGUGACUGAAAACUGAAUCUUCGUGCUCUAGAAUUCUAAGAAAUCGAAUUUUGCAAUGACUUAUAAAUCACGUGGAAAACAACGGUUUCGCGAGAAAAGCAAUCAACGCUGCUAUGAUUAAUUGCAGCUAUUUACAAUUAUAAGUAACACGUCGUGGAAGUUUUUAUUGGUACGAUCAUAUUCGAUUAGUAUCGCUGGAUAUUGUUGAUAUCAGUGCAGGAUGGAAAAAUUUUCUAAUCGUGUCAUCUACGAAUGUAUCGAUCACACUUUACUUGAUUCCAAAAUAAACAGUUCCUGCAAAGUUACAAUUUCCAAUAGCAAACGAACCAUAGGCUUACCGACAUAUUUGUAUUACAUUUUCUUGCCAACUCUUUUUCAUACCUAUUUGCAUAUGCAGUUUGAACGGUACCUAUUGUAAAAUUGCAAUAGUAUAGUGAAUACUAGCAUUUCAUUUGAUUUUGAAGUUUUUAUAUUUUUCCUACCACCCAGUAAAACAAAUCAAUUUUUAAUAAAAGAGUAUGCAAUAUGGGACGUUCAAAUUUUAAUACUUGAAUACAAUACACAUAUUUUAAUGUGUACCAAGUGAAAUUUGCGUUGAAAAACAUUGGAAAAUGACGUCGAAUCAAAUUUUCCUUUAAACAGCAUCUAUUUUUGUUGGCUGUCAUUGAACUUCAGAACGUAAUAUGCUCGACUUUGUACAGAAUAUUGUUAUACGUGUUACAUAAAUUGCAGCAGGGAAUUUUUAAUAGAAAAUUAUUUAAAAAACAAAAAUUAGUAAUUAGUUAUCACGUCAUUUAACCAUAUCCAACAUCAAACCUUUCCAAAGGCUUCAAUUAUUUCAAAAUCAUGACGUUAUUAAUUUAGCAAAGACAGGUUAUUAAAAGAACGCACUGUGCACGGAUAUCGAAAGGGUUCGAUAUAUCAUCGUUCAUUUGUAAACAUCGAUGCUCGUUUGUCGAUUGUUCUUCGGCAAUGUGACGCAAAGAAUUUUCGGUUCAUCAUUUCUAACAAAAAUUUAUCGUAUAUCCCAUUAAAGAAUUCAAGAUCAACGAAUUAUGAAUCGAACAUCGUAUCUCUAUGAAUAAGAUUCCUGGAAGCACAAGGUUCGCAGAUUAUCUGCGUGCCAGUUUAUUAUAUUCGUUGUUAAGGUAAGCGGUUCCUCGAGCAUUUUCUUAUUUUCUUUUUUCCUCCUCUUUCUUGUUUUGUAAUAAUACUUCUCACGAAUAAUUGCGUGAGAAUGUCUCUUUAAACUUGAAUUUCAGUACUUUUUUAUUUCAUUCUGAGAAUCAAUUAUGGUCCUUGCGUGGCCUUGACUAAAAUUUAUUGCAAUUCGUUUUUCUAUUAAAUUUCCUUUUGGAAGCACCAGUUAUUCUAGAAAUAAUUAUUGCAUCAUUCAUCGGAACAAUUGUUUAAAUAAGUUAGAAUUUUUUUUAAUUUCUUGAGUAUUAUUUGAACCCAAUACCUGAUUCUUUUUUGGUACAUAUUUUUUUGAAAGUACAAAAUCAGAGCGACGCUUCAAUGUUGCAUUGAACUAUGGUCAGCUCAGAAAAGUAGGACGCAUCGACGUCAUUUCCAAGUCAAGUAUACUGACGACAUAACUCAUUGAUAUUAUCAUUUGGAGCGUAAGUUUUACGCGUCACCGAUUGAAAUAAAUUUCCUUCAAGUGCAUUCAAAAUCAUUCAGUUUGAAAAGUAAUUGUCUAUACGUACUUAUUUGCAUAAUGAUUGUUCCUAGUUACUGUAUAGAUUCACUUUGAAAUUAUACUUGUUAUUCUAUACGUUUAAAAAAUUCUACUGUCAAAUUAAAUUAUUCUUUUUAAUCCACUCCUUGUCACUUUACCUUUGUAAGUAUGAAUACUGUUAAUUAUUUAACGAUUACGCUAAAUGGCUAAUAAACAGUUCGUGAUUGGUCGACAUGUGUUUACGUCAAGAAUAUCAUUUAAAAAAAAUGAUAACCGUGACAAAUUGUAGAUUACACAGUUUCUGAUUACAUAAAAAUAAAAUUUAGAUUUCGCACGAAGUUUCUCCUUUUUUUUUCUCUCUCUUUAACUUUAAUUAUUGUUUUUUAAAAUAGUCAGAAAACUCCGCAACCAUGGUGAGCGAAUCGGCGAAAACUCUAGCGUUGGUGGUCUCCGCGAUCAAAAAUCUUCGCGAGGCGAGGGGCUCCUCGUCGCGGGAGAUUUUGCGCUACAUAUCGUCCGUCUAUGACAUUCCAGUGCAAGUGGCGCGCCGCCAGAUGCUGACAGCCCUGAAGCGCGGCGUGUCGUACGGCAUUUUGAAGAAGAACGGCGGUAAUUACGUUCUGCCGACGACCAACGAGACCAAGUGCCAGGAAAUCGCCGCGCAGGAGCUCAGCCUGCUGGAUUACUGUCGCAACAACCGAAGACAGAGAAAAAUGGGUUGCAAGUGCAAGAGGAAGCGACGCAGACGAAGACGACGGAAGAAGAGCUGCAAGUGUAAGAGGAGAUCCAGUAGGAGAAGGUCCAGGAGAAGGUCCAGGAGAAGGUCCAGGAGAAGAUCCAGGAGACGAUCCAGCAGGAGGAGGAGGUGCGCGAGGAGGAAGUCCAGCAGAAGAAGGUCCAGCAGGAGAAGGUCCAGCAGGAGAAGGUCCAGUAGGAGAAGGUCCAGAAGGAGGAGAAGCAGGGGCUGCAAGAGGAGGCGGAGUAGCAGGCGCUAUAAAAGGAGACGCAGGAGCAGGGGUUGCAAGAGAAGGCCGAGGAAAAGGAAGUGUCGAUGCGGUGGUCUUGGAAAUAGACGCGACAGCAAUCGAAUGAAGACGGUCGAGGCUCAUCGACCGUACGAACAACUAAUUGACAAGAAAUCUUCCGAGCCGGAGCUCGACGCUAAUGAUUCUGGGGCUAGCCAGUGCAGCUCCCUGUCCACCGUCUCGUCGAUUACAGAUUAAACGUCUUCGUUCGCGCGAUUCGUCGGUUCGUCUUAUAUCAGGAAGCUUAUCGACGUAUUUAGAACACGUGACCGUUCUCAAGGAAUCCCCUUUCGUGUAAACCCCUCACCAGUCAUUAGGUAUACCCACCAAUGAAGUUAAGAGGUAAUUUGUUUAGGGCUGAGUGUCCGGGGUUGUUUCGAGGGUGACUUGUACGAUACAGAAUAUUAAUUUACAGAAAUUAGGGGAGGGGGCAGUUCUUUGUAAGAAUUUUGAUAAGAAUUUCUUUAUACUUUCUUUUUAUAGAACUUUCGUGUUAGGCUGCAAGGUUACUGAUAUACUGUUUUUCAACACUUAUUUCGACGUAAUUUUAUUUUUAUUAAAACUAAUAUUUUCUAAUCGUUCUAAAUAUCUUCUUUGAUUGUAACAACAUCAGAAAUGUUUUAUACGAACUUGAAUGAUCUCAAAGAUCAGAUAGGCUCCAACAACCAUUUAUCUUUAACAUCUAAAUCGUUUAAUUUAAUAAUUAAGAUGAUUUUUAUUAAUUCAUAUCGUCCGGUUCAGAAAAAUAGUGGAUAUUAAUCACUCUUUAAUUUCUUUUACAUUUUAUUCUUCUCGACGGUUUCUCUUGUACAAAUAAGUUUUCAUCGAUGAUUAAUUAAGCGUAUCUUAUAAUAGGUUAAUAUAUUUUCAGCCGUACAAGAGGCACUGCAGAACCAUUUCGAGAAGCACAGGUUAAAUUCUAGUCGCUUGUUUCAACGCAGAGGAUCGAGAAGAACGAAGUAUUUAGAAAAUGUAUUUCUUGGACAUUUUUUAUGAAUAUUCAUUUUGCUAGUCUAUUUACAUUGGAAUUUCGUAUCGUUUUUACUUCACAGUCUCAUUGUACAAUGACCGAAUCACGUCUAUAAUACUCUGUACGUGUCAGCACAUUAAACAAAUACAAUUUUGUAAUAGUAGUAAUGAAAGUAAAAACAGACUUUCAAUUAAUUUUUAAUUAAUUUUUCCGUUUUCAUCGUUUCAUAGCUCAAGUACGCUGGCGUUUCUGUUAGUAGGAUGUACUCUGAUAGAGGCUGCGAAUAGU